UUUGGAAAAGCUGACUAAAAUUUCUUCUACAAAAGACGGCAGCAACAAAAACGAGAAGCUUUUAGUCUUUACUUCCGAUUGAGAUCCGACACAGCCAUUUGAACUCCGGCAGCAAGCCGAAGAGAGCUGUUGCGUUGUCGUUUUGCUCUUUUCCUCACAUUCUGCAUGGAUCCUCACAAUUUUGGCAAUCAUCCACGACUGAAGCCACCGAUUGUUAUAACUGGAACAGCAAAGGAACGUGGUACUGGCCCACCUAUUGGUCUAACUGACAUAGGUAUAAGUGAAGAGGCCUACCUUUUCCGGGUUGCACUGCCUGGCCUCAGGAGAAAUGAAUGUAAGGUGAAAUGUGAGAUUCUACAUAAUGGAACUGUUCAUGUAAGAGGAGAGGUAACACCUGAAGGAGGAAUUUUGAAAGAUUCCUCAAGUGUGUUCCAGUUGCGGGUCCAGCAACUUUGCCCACCUGGACCAUUUACCAUUUCCUUUAAAUUACCUGGACCUGUUGACCCUCGACUCUUCUCCCCAAACUUCCGUGGCGACGGUAUAUUUGAAGGGGUGGUUAUGAAACAUAGAGUACCUAUUAUUCAUAUAGAUAGUUGAACCCUGCCCUCAUGAGGUUGCAGUCAGGAGCUCAGUUCCAUCGAGUCCUGAAGGUGCAAAGGUAGGCGUACACGUACUGUAGAACACAAGGCUAGGUUUAAUUUACUUUUCUUUGGGAAAGAAGGAAACAUGCUUCAGAAUUUGCUAGCUCAGGCGUUCCCUUUUAUGUUAUUUUGAUGUUAUGCUUAAUCCAAUACAUCUUACCCUGUACUCUUAAUGAAAAAUUUCCGAUCCUGAAUAUCUGAAACUUAUUUUUUUAA
This is a messenger RNA of Mercurialis annua (annual mercury), 857 nucleotides long. RefSeq names its product increased DNA methylation 3. NCBI's taxonomy places the organism in Eukaryota, Viridiplantae, Streptophyta, Magnoliopsida, Malpighiales, Euphorbiaceae. The transcript has 3 exons. Gene Ontology annotation, cellular component: nucleus. The record is from RefSeq and is a predicted model, not a curated record. The coding region runs from base 166 to 597 and encodes 143 amino acids.